UGCAGUAUUCAUAAAACAGUCUUGUAUAAAAUACGAAUAAACUGGAUUAUUUUUCUUUCUUUAUUCUCUUCUAUUCAUUUUUAUUUUUAUUUUAUUUAUUCAUAUUGUGCGCAUCACAAACACCGAGGCAGAUUCCUUAUAUGUACAAACACACUGGGCAAUAAAGUCUCUUCCGAUUCUGAUUAUUUAUGGCUGCUACUACUCUGCAAAGCGCUCUCCUUCAUGAAACAGCUCAUCCUUUAUUUUUAUUAUUAUUUUUUAUUAUAAACUUUAAAAAUUAAACCCCUGACUACCGGAAAAGCCACACAUUUAAAAAAAAAAAAAAAAAAGUCCCCCACGUAAUUUGACGAUCACUCAGCGAUUCCCUCUGUUUCCUACUGUACUGGGAGAAGUGGAGCGCCACUACCGUCGCUAUUGCGCAUGACUGUACGUCGCGAUAUGAACUCGGCCUCCUGUUUUUCUCCCAACACGGAGUCCUCCUGCCCCCCCACCCCCUCCCUCCCACCUCACCACCGCCGCCACCACCUCCACCACCACCUCGAUGCAACGCUCAAGCAGGCAAAAACACGCCGACUACCACCGAUUAUUCGCUAAGGUGAGGUGUGGCUUACACAUGACGAUUCCUCAGUGCCUGGAAGGCUAGGAUCUAUAACGGCUAGUUUUACCUUCAAGAAUCAUUCCAGAGAGUUUUAUUGGCCACCAUGUCUUUUCCGUGGUCUGGUGCCCUUGUGUGACCCCAAUGACCUCAACACCACUUUUGACCUCAGAGUCGGCCUUGACCCCAACACCCUUUGUGCGACCCCUGAGAAAAGACGUCUACUGACCGUGCACGUGCGCUGCAGUGGGGUGGUCUUCCAAAUGCCUACCUCACGCUUAAAGAACAAAUCACUGCAGCCACAGCCCUGAUCAGCAGCCACCAUGACAUCAAGUAUAGGGGAUGAUUGUAGCAUCUUUGAUGGGUUGAUGGAAGAAGAUGAGAAGGACAAAGCAAAACGCGUGUCCCGUAACAAGUCGGAGAAGAAACGGAGAGACCAGUUCAAUGUCCUCAUCAAGGAACUCGGCACAAUGUUGCCCGGCAACACCAGGAAGAUGGACAAGUCCACCAUCCUGCAGAAAAGCAUUGACUUCUUGUGUAAACACAAAGAAAUCUCUGCCCAGUCGGAGUCGAGUGAGAUCAGGCAGGACUGGAAGCCUCCAUUUCUUAGCAAUGAGGAAUUCACCCAGCUCAUGCUGGAGGCUCUUGAUGGAUUCUUUAUAGCAAUAAUGACUGAUGGAAACAUCCUCUACGUCUCUGAGAGCGUCACCUCAUUACUAGAGCACCUGCCGGCGGACCUGGUGGACCAGAACCUGUUGAACUUCCUGCCAGUUGGGGAACACACAGAUGUGUACAAGGCUCUGUCCACACACCCCACAGACACAGAGAGCCUUAACUCUGACUACUUGAAGACUAAGAAUCACAUGGAGUUCUGCUGUCACAUACUGCGAGGGGCCAUCGACCCCAAAGAACCCCCCGUUUAUGAAUACGUUAAAUUCAUUGGCAACUUCAAGUCCCUCAAUAACGUUCCCAACGUGACGAGGAAUGGUCUGGCAGGGGUGUUACAGCGAUCGCUACAACCUGCCUUCGAUGACCAAGUGUGCUUCGUAGCCACUGUGCGACUGGCCAAACCUCAGUUUAUCAAGGAAAUGUGUACAGUGGAGGAGCCCAAUGAAGAAUUCACCUCAAGGCACAGUCUAGAAUGGAAAUUCCUUUUCUUAGACCAUAGAGCACCGCCAAUCAUAGGCUACCUGCCUUUCGAGGUUCUGGGAACAUCGGGGUACGACUACUACCACGUAGACGACCUGGAGACGCUAGCCAAAUGUCAUGAACAACUGAUGCAGUACGGUAAAGGGAAGUCAUGCUACUACCGCUUCCUGACUAAAGGUCAACAGUGGAUCUGGCUGCAGACCCACUACUACAUCACCUAUCAUCAGUGGAACUCUCGACCUGAGUUUAUUGUCUGCACACACACAGUAGUCAGCUAUGCAGAGGUGAGGGCAGAACAGCGUCGAGAGCUGGGCAUCGAGGAGGCCAAUCCAGAUGUCAGCGCAGAUAAGAGCCAAGAUUCUGGUUCAGAGUCGCAGCUCAAUACGUCCAGCCUGAAGGAGGCUCUGGAGCGAUUCGACCACAGCCGAACGCCCUCCACCUCCUCACGGAGUUCCCGCAAGUCCUCCUCACAUGUCUCUGACAACACUUGCACUUCAACAGCAUCCAAGCUACACAUGGACACGGCCACGCCUCCCCGGCAGUCGCUGGCCUCCACCAUGGAGAUGUCCUCACAGCGUCGCUCAUCCAUCAGCAGCCAGUCCAUGAGCUCCCAAACAACAGGACAGAGUGUAAAUCCAAGCAUGAUCAGUCAACAGCAGCAACAGCAACAGCAGCAACAACAACAACAACAACAACAACAACAGCAGCAGCAGCAACAGCAGCAGCAACAACAACAACCAACACAGCAACUCCAGACAAAUGUACAGCCCGUGAUGGAGUUCACAGCGCAGGUUAAUGCCAUGCAGCACCUAAAGGAGCAGCUAGAACAGAGGACCAGGAUGAUCCAGGCCAACAUCCAACGGCAGCAGGAUGAGCUCAGACACAUCCAAGACCAGCUCCAGAGGGUCCAGGGACAGGGCAUACAGGUAGACACAAACAUGCAGAUGUUGCUGCAGCAGCAGGGUGGAACGAUGAACGUGCAGCUCCCUCAAGUGGGGUCAGUUCAGCAAACGAAUACUUUGACCAAUCAGGUCCAGCAGGCGACGAUUAACCCCGUCCAUUCAGGAACUCAGCAGCUCACCAUCCAGCAGCAGGCUCCGCCCCCUCAGCAGAGCCUACAGCAGCAGACCAAUACCCUCACACAGCCUCAACGUCAGCCCCAGCAACCUCCCCAGGCUCAGCCCCAGGUCCAGGGCUCUGUAUCCGCUCCCUUAUACAACACGAUGAUGAUUUCCCAGCCAGGACAGCCCAACGUGCUGCAGAUCAGCACCAGCCUGCCACAGAACAACACGCAACAGGGCACAACCGUGGCCACCUUCACGCAGGACCGACAGAUUCGAUUUCCAGCAGGGCAGCAGCUGGUGACCAAGCUAGUGACGGCUCCCAUGCACGCCUGCGGUGCAGUCAUGGUGCCCACCUCCAUGUUCAUGGCGGGGCAGGUGGUCACCGCGUACAACCCCUUCGCCGGCCAGCAGCAGGGGGGGCAGACGCAGACCCUGACUCUACAACCGGCCCAACCAACCCAAGGUCAGGCUGACGGUCAAAACCAGACGACUGUAGUGGCACAGAACAGCCAGCAGGGGCAGCAGCAACAACAGCAGUUCCUACAGGUACAGGGCCCUCGUCUUCUUCAUAGUAACCAGUCUACCCAGCUGAUUCUGCAGGCAGCUUUCCCACUCCAACAGCAGGGCACAUUCACCCAGGCCACACAUCAACAGCAACCCCAGCAACAACAGCAACAACAACAGCAACAACAACAGCAGCAACAACAACAGCAACAACAACAACAACAGCAGCAGCAGCAGCAGCAACAAAGGCAACAGCAACAAUCUCACCACCAGAGGCACCAGCAGCAGCUGAAACCACAGCCCCAGAAACAGCAGAAAACCCAGACGUCGCACAGGACUGACAGCGUCAGUAGCCAACCGCAGUGAGGUCUGGAGCGAAAAUGUGAGAAACGCCGCCUGGGGAAUAUAUUUCAUUUUUUUUUUUUUUUUUUUAAGGAAUUGCUGCAAACAUUUGUUUUGGUUGUGUGCGGCUGUCACAAACUUCCUUUUCCUCAAAAUCGCUGCCCUCCCUUCCUCCGUCGGACACAAAUGAUUUAUAGGAAAGAGGAAAGUCUGUGAGACCAUGAGGAACUCACCAAAGACUGUCGCCAUGGCAACUGGAUGGAUUUAAAUUCCCCUUUUCCCUCAUCAGUGCUCCGAUCUCCAAGGAGACCUGGAAAAAAAAAAAAAUAAAUCCGAAAACACCUUAUCGCCACGGUAACGACGGACUCUUUUUGUUUUGUUUUGUUUUUUUUGAAGGUGUGUUAAAGUGGACUGACCAUGUACAGAUUUCCUGUAUGAUAAAAAAAAACAACAACAACAAACAAACUUGUAAAUAUCCAAUAUAGCCUAACAGAAAAACAGAAAUGUAGUAUUUUAUAUGAUUGCAUGGAACGAAUAACUGUGUAAGCUUUUAUUAGUCGCUUUUGAAAAAUGGAUUUUUACUUUGUUCAAGUGUUUUUUUCGGGUCAAAGAUGAAGCAACGCGUCGCUGUCUUAGACCUCCCCACCCCGCCCCUUCUCACAAGAAAAAAAGAAGAAGAAGAAGAAGAAGAAGAAGAAGUCCAGGUCGAGGCUUUAAAGUUCUGUCAGUGUGUCUGAAAAAAAAUGACUGGGCUUGGGUUUUGUUUUUUUUUUUGUGUAAGUUGUGUUUUUAAACACUGUCUCUGAGACAAACAUGGCUCUUUUAACUUACAAAUUAUGUUCGACAAGAAACUAGAUCACAGUUUAACUGAAUUAUUUGCAGGAUGAUCACUGUACGUAUAACGGGUUUAGUGAUUCCAAGUGCCAAUAACAUAGUUGUUUUUUUUUUUUUUUUUAUUUUGAGCAGACUAUUCAAAGGCAAAGGUAUAUAUUUUCCAACAAGAUAUUACCCCUAAUAAUGUUCAUGCGUGUGUAUAUAGUAGGGAUUAUUUUUUAACAGUCAGAGAGCCCUAUACGUAACAAAACAGUAUAUCCUCAACCUCCUGAAACUUUAGCACUUAAUGUGGUUGUGUACAGUAAAUCACUGUCGAGACCUAGUUGUUUGUAAUCUGUGGUGUGACUCGUGAGCUAACGUUCGUUUUUGAGAAUACAAUCUUCGUGUGCAUGAGUGAGUACGUUUGUUAACCUGUGCGUGCGUGCGUGCGCGUCUGUUUGUCCGUCGCCCCUCGUGUCUUACAAUAAUCGACUUAGUAAGGGUUUGAAGUUGCUGGAUGGUACUUGUAUUCUCAGGAAUGUGGAAAGUUUUUUUUGCUUCUGCCUCAGUCUGGAACCAGACCAGGAAGGAUUAGACAGUGAUGCUGCACAGACCAGAGGAAGAGUUGUCAUAAAGGGUGUGGUGACUGAAUUAAAAUUGACCUAGAUAACUUUGGAGCCUUCCUUGAUUCCUUAUCAGAACAAAGGUGGAUUGGGAAGCCUCCAAAGAGAGGGGUAAAAAAAAAAAAAAAUAUCCAGCUUUCUAAAGGGAGUCGUUGAGAUGCAGUAGAGCAGGAAAAUCUAGAGAACCCGCUUAGCUUGGAGUAGACGGGCUUUGCUGUACCGGCCGACCUGCGUCGCUACUAACUUAAUCUCAUGGUCUUCUGUAUCAUCGGUGUUUCGUCCUUCUUUCUCUUCCUAGGCCUCAGAAACCCUCAUGCAGUUCAGUUAACUCGUCUCUCAGUUCUUAGAACGGCAGUUAAAAAAACCAGGGCCGAGCCAAGAUCCGUUUUAAAAAAAAACAACAAGAAAAACCAGAAAUGUAUCUGGGCUCGGCCCUCGUACCUCGGUGAUAAGCCAUAUCAAACAGAAAAGCCUUGGUUUUAAAGGAAGUGUAACUGUUGGCAAAGGAGCAUUGCGAAUGUGUUGUGUUGUUUUCGGACUGUAGUAAAGACCGUGUGUGUGUGUGUGUGUGAGUGAGUGAGUGGGUGGGUGGGUGUGUGUGUGUGUGUGUGAACCUAGUAUCUCCUUUCCUUAAUCCUACUUCUUGUAUCACUCGGGGGGUCAGCGUUGGUGUCCCCUGGCGAUAGCCAAUCAGUUCUCGCGUUGCAGUAUAAAGAAAUAAUUGUAAUUUACAAGAAACGUCCUGUCGGGUUGAGCUCAGUAUUGUGCAAGUCCCGAGGGCGGGACGGCUCAGCUCGAUUAUAUGUGUGUGUGUGUGUGUGUGUGUGCGAGAGAGUUUUUGUGCAUGUUAAAUUUUACUGUAACCCAUUAUAUUUUCAUAUGGAAAUAGAGGCGUGACUGGAAAAUGAUGCAGAGCAUUGGUCACCCCGUCAGGCUAUAAAGGAGAAAAAAAAAAAAAAGGUUAUUGUUUUACAGUUGACGGCUAAACAGUAACGACUCAUCAUACUAACCCUCGGAGAUAAGCUAAAUGUAAAUUAAAUAACCAUUUGUGCAUCCAAGCAGGGCUGAAUCCUCCCGACUUUGUCCACAAAGGAAGGAAGAGUAGAGGCAUUUCACAGCGAGGGUCUAUUUGAACCAGGUCUUCCACCCAUCACAUAGCCAACGUAGAUCAUCCAUAGACUAGUUUGUGUUUAGGGUGUUCACUCUAAGAAAAAAAAAAAAGAGCAAAAAGGUAGUGGUAUUAUGUUUGUAGCGUGUUUCACUGAUACCCAGCCCAAAGAAUGUAAAGGUGUUUUUUAAAAGAGACAAAUGGAUGUUGUAACUGUUAAUUAUAGAGGAGAAAAACUCUGGACAGGCUUUGUGAUGAAGGAACAGGAGCGGUGUGAAAGAUUUAUUCUCGUGGCAGGAAUCCUCUGAAAUUCAACCUCAUUCACUGACUUUGUGUCGUAACGUAACCUCUGAAUGUUUCAUCUUUACAAACUGCAUCGGUUCGUUUUUUUUUUUUUGUUCCCGCCGCUGUGUGUUUCAACAACAUCUGGUAGGAGUUUGAAAAGCUACUGAAAGCUGAGGUGUAGGAUAUUUGAUAUGGGACGCCACUGACAAGACAGCACCCCUCCCCCCCCCCACCACCCCUUUACCUUCCACACAGAUCACCUUUCCACCACACACACAGUUUGGUUCUGAAAAAGUCCUAAUUCUAGUAUAAUACUGUACACAUACACAAAGCUAAGAACACCAGUAUUCUGUGUAAAAUGGUGCUAUGCUUUACCUGUACUGUAUCUAUGUAUAUCCCUUAUUCUGCUCUUGAACUGUGCUCCUUUAUCUACCCCCCCAGGUCAAAUGGUAUAAUAAUCAAUAUUUUGAAAGCAGAAAUGUUUGCUAUUAUUAUUCUAAUAAUCCCUCCUAUCCCCCCACUCUUGGUCAAUUUGAAAAUAAUAAUAAUAAUAAAAAAAAACAAAACAAAACAAAAAAAA
Messenger RNA from Mugil cephalus (flathead mullet), 7063 nucleotides. It is a transcript of the gene clockb, whose product is annotated as clock circadian regulator b. The coding region runs from base 919 to 3678 and encodes 919 amino acids. Gene Ontology annotation, cellular component: nucleus; CLOCK-BMAL transcription complex; cytoplasm. The transcript has 24 exons. The record is from RefSeq and is a predicted model, not a curated record. Gene Ontology annotation, molecular function: DNA-binding transcription factor activity, RNA polymerase II-specific; protein dimerization activity; E-box binding. Gene Ontology annotation, biological process: circadian regulation of gene expression; regulation of transcription by RNA polymerase II. Lineage: Eukaryota; Metazoa; Chordata; Actinopteri; Mugiliformes; Mugilidae.